Pimephales promelas (fathead minnow) is the source of this 3502-nucleotide messenger RNA. It is a transcript of the gene ptpn22, whose product is annotated as protein tyrosine phosphatase non-receptor type 22. Gene Ontology annotation, molecular function: non-membrane spanning protein tyrosine phosphatase activity. Gene Ontology annotation, biological process: negative regulation of T cell activation; protein dephosphorylation; T cell receptor signaling pathway. The record is from RefSeq and is a predicted model, not a curated record. NCBI's taxonomy places the organism in Eukaryota, Metazoa, Chordata, Actinopteri, Cypriniformes, Leuciscidae. Gene Ontology annotation, cellular component: nucleus; cytoplasm.
CCACAAAAGCUUCCUGUGUGGGGGGUAUUGGCUCUAAAACCUUGUGCUACAAAGUGUUGGGCAGAAAGACAGAGAAGGCCGCAGACAGAGAAUAACAGGUAUGCAACAAAAAAAGAGAGAGAUAAUCUGAAGGAAGAAAUGAAGGGUGGAGAGGGUCACAGUGAUACUUCGAGUUGACCACAAAACUAGUGAACAGUUGCUGCCACUGCUUCCGUGACGACACAUCGCACAGUUCCUCAACUCAACUGUAGACUUACAAGAAACACACGUAGAGAGAAAGCCAAAGAUGGACACCUUUCAGAAGCCCACCGAUCUCCCCUCUCUCUGACAUGACGGAGGAAUCUGCUGUGACACACAUCAUGCCAUGGACGCCCAAGCCUGCAUUCUGAGGGACCUACUGGCCCAAAUCGGCAGCAAGGAAGCAGAACAAGAAGGGGCAGAGAACGGCUUCGCCGGAGAGUUUUUGAAACUGAAGAGGCAGUCUACAAAAUAUCGAGCAGAGAAGACAUACCCCUCCACAGCUGCGGACAAACAAGAUAACGUGAAGAAGAACAGAUACAAGGACAUUGUUCCCUUUGAUCACAGCAGAGUAAAGCUCUCCCUCAUUAAAUCCAAACAUGACACGGACUACAUUAAUGCUAGUUUCAUUAAGGGGGUGUUGGGUCCUAGGGCAUAUAUUGCCACACAAGGCCCGCUGCCAAACACUGUGCUUGACUUCUGGAGGAUGCUGUGGGAAUACAAUGUGCAGGUUAUUGUGAUGGCUUGCCGAGAGUUUGAAAUGGGAAGGAAAAAAUGUGAGCGUUACUGGCCGGAGUCAAAGGAGCAUGUGUUUGCGUGUGAGCCCUUCACCAUACACUAUGAGUCUGAUGAGAAUAAGGGAGAAUAUUUAAUAAGGACGCUGAAGGUGACAUGUAAACAAGUGUCCCGGACACUGAAACAGCUGCACUAUGUGAACUGGCCGGAUCACGGAGUACCUGACUCCAUCCCUCCCAUCCUGGAGCUGCUGCAGGACAUGCGCAUUUACCAGGAUCACGAGGAGCUUCCCAUCUGCAUUCACUGCAGUGCAGGCUGUGGAAGAACGGGUGUAUUGUGUGCCAUCGACUAUACCUGGAAUCUACUGAAGAGACAGAUGAUACCAGACAAUUUCAGCAUCUUUGAACUGGUAAAGGACAUGCGUACACAGCGGCCCUCUGUGGUUCAGACUAAGGAACAAUAUGAACUAGUAUACAGGACCAUCAAGUUGCUGUUUGAGAGAUAUCUAGCAGCAAUGGAAGAACCAAACAGAGAGGUGCCAGCUCCCACCUUACCUGUCACCAUAAGCAGUGGGAGUGAGAUCUCAGAUUUCAGCGACUCCGAAUCAGAGACUGAGACAGACUUCAGAGCGCUGCGUCAAACUGAGCACAGGAGAAAUGAGAUGGAAAUCCUAAUGGAUGAACACAAUCACAUUACACAGAACAUCACUUCUUGGCCACAACCACAUUUACAUCCAUUCAGUCAAGAGGUCAUCUCCUCCAAAGUCAGUCCUGCAGACAUGCUCAGUACAAUGAGUGAGGCCCAGAUAAAUAACCAGAGGUCAUUCGUAGCACCAACCCCUCAAAGAGACGUUACAACCUGUGGAUAUGAAAGAACUGAGCCAUCCACCAGCCUCAACACUGAUCUUACCCAAGCUGCAUGUUAUCAUCCCAUCAGCCUAGUACAGGAGCUGAGGCCAAAUAUGAAGCAUCUGGAGUGGGAAGAAAACCAAGAUGUUAGUCCCGUUGGCACAGACUACAAGCCUAUUCCCUCCAGCACCCUCUGCUUCACUGUGGAAGAUCCUUAUUUUGGUCCUGAGUCUCCACCGGCUGGUGAAAAUCCGAGUGUUAUGGACUCUAUGGUUAAUGAAAUCUGGAUAGAGAACCCUUGUCCCAUAAUACCUAGUUUAGUGCUUAAUAACCCUUGUCUUACAAUACCUAGUUUAGAGCUUAAUAACCAGGUGAUGGAACUGCCAAAACAUAACUGCAAUGAAACAGGUGCAAAUAUACCUUCAUCUGAUGAAGACACCCCUCCUCCUUUGCCAGAGAGAACGCCGGAGUCUUUUAUACUGGCAGAAGAAAUCAACGUAUCAUCUAUUCCACUCAGUCCUAUUGUGAUCACAAGUGACAGUCCUCCUCCCCUUCUGUACAAACAUCCACAGGAUAUCAGUGAAACCAGUGAGCUGUUGACACUGGUGAUCCCAACCAGCUCAGGCUCUGAGAGUGUUAACAAAGACAGCCCGCCCUCACCAGUCCCCCCACUGCCUGAGAGAACUCCAGAGUCUUUUGAAUUGGCCAUGGAUAAAGAUUUGGUACAAAAUGUGACACGGGAAAUGCCACAGGAUGUUGUAAUGAGAGUUGGGAAAUCUUUAGAAUGGUCUGGGCAAACAUCUGAAGCUCAGACAGACAUGAAACGAUCCUGGUCAAGAAGCAAGAGCCUAAAACUUAGAAUGUCACUUCCUGUAUCAUCUAUCCCACUCAGUCCUAUUGCGAUCACAAGUCACAGUCCUCCUCCCCUUCUGUACACACAUCCACAGGAAUCUCUACUACACACCCUAACACCACACGAGCAGACAUCUGAGACGUUCAGACCAGUUCCAGGGACAGAAAUUGUCACUCCACCACUUCCUGAAAGAACUCCAGAAUCUUUCAUCUUUCCCACGGAGAAAGUAUCUGACAACAACGCCCUCUGUCUGCCAGCUGAGCCCGAGCAGCAGAGACAGAGAGUGGGCACAUCAUCUGAAUGGUCAGGCAGCUCCCAACCCAGAUCCUUCCUGGAAAGUUCAUGGAGCCGAAGCAAGAGCGUAAGAUCAAAAAGUUCAAAACAAGAGCCUCUAUCUGUGGCGGCUCCGGUGACUCCUCCAGUCUCUGUAACCAUGGCAACUGGAGGCAAAGCUUGCUCUGUGGCCAAUUCAGUAGAGCACCAGACGGCACCCAGCAGUCAGCCAGCAGCAACCGGACCAACAGACAACCGGACAAACCGAGGGGGCGAGAAAACUUCACUGGUCAGCAAGGCCAGGACCAAGAGUAUCAAGUUUUUGAAAGGAAAACAGAGGCCAAAAACAGCUCCGCCUCCAAUCCCGCCCCCAGCUCCACCUUCAGCCCCUCCCGCAGCCCCGCCUCAGUCUGCUCCACCACCACCCUAUGGUGCUGCUGUUGGAUUCUUAUUUUCUUUUGGAUCUCGUUUUGGAAAGCCAAAAGGCCCACGAAGUAAACCAGAAACAUGGGUCUAGUUCAUGCCGAUGGUGAAAGGAAAGGAGAACAGCCUCACAAGACAGUGCAACAGGGGAUGUACUGAACAAACAUUUCUUUCAGCCACAGAGACUGUGGUUUUUGAUUGAUAGUAGACCAACCACUGACCUCACACAACAGAUGGACAUUUUUACAGAUUCUGUAUAGAGGUGUAAUGCAAGAGAAUGGCCUGUCUGAACAUUGAACCAUUGCAAUGAACUUGCAACUAAAAUGUAUAUAAAAUGAUUAUAAUUGUGCAA